Molecule: messenger RNA, 546 nt
Organism: Closterium sp. NIES-65
Lineage: Eukaryota; Viridiplantae; Streptophyta; Zygnematophyceae; Desmidiales; Closteriaceae
Source: the annotation of a GenBank genome assembly
AUGUACAUCACCCUCUACUACAUAGUCAGCCGGCUCCCUGACUCUCUCGGCGUAGUCAGGGACCACUUCCUCUUAGUUUGUCCCACCACUCUCACCGUUGACCUCCUCGAGAAGGCCCUCCUAGCGACAGAGAAGAGCAUAUUUGCUGUAGGAGCCUCUCGUGGUGACCCUUGCACCACCGUCUUUGAGGGGUGUUCUCCCUCCCCCCUCUUGCCCUCUGUUGCCUCUGCUAGUGCGGCCGACCUCGUUGGUUUCGAGGCACUGGAGGGGCUGGCGGGGGCGGUGGAGGUGGUGGUGGAGGCAGUGGAGGGAGUGAGGGUGGUGGUGGGAGUGGUGCCGGGGGUGGUGGCAGUGGCGGCAGCAGUGGAGAAGGCGGAGGCGGUGGAGGUGGCGGAGGGAGCGGAGGCGGCGGAGGUGGUGGAGGUGGCGGAGGUGGAGGAGGUGGCGGAGGCGGCGGUGGCGGCGGCGGUGGUGGAGCGGGUUGCGACUCUGCGCAGAGGAGUGGCUCAGGUGGUGGUCCGCGCCAGCACCAGCAGAGUGGUGUGA